Molecule: messenger RNA, 672 nt
Organism: Penicillium riverlandense
Lineage: Eukaryota; Fungi; Ascomycota; Eurotiomycetes; Eurotiales; Aspergillaceae
Product: GPI anchored serine-threonine rich family protein
Exons: 2
Coding region: 1-672 (223 amino acids)
Source: RefSeq, a predicted model, not a curated record
AUGCGCGCCGUUAUCUCCAUCGCCACAGCCCUCUUCGCUGCCCUCGCGACGGCCCAGAGCUCUGACAACUCCUUCAACAAUCCCGCCGGUGGCUACACCUUCACAGCUGGCCAGACCACCACCCUGACCUGGAAGGCCGACACCCCCGGCACCGUGUCGCUGCGUCUGCAGCAGGCCGGUGGCGUGACGACUGCAGACUCCGGCGUGGCCAUUGCCUCCAACAUCGCCAACUCGGGAACUUACAGCUGGAGCGUGCCCGCAGAUCUGAUCCCCGGCCAGCAGUACACCAUCGAGAUCAUUGACGACGCCGACGAGAACGACUACAACUUCCUGCCCAAGUUCACCGUCGCUGGCGCGACGGGCGCGGCUUCUAGCACGCCUGCCUCGAGCUCGUCUUCUCCUACCAGCACCAGCGCCAGCACGACUUCGACCUCGUCGUCAACUGCGUCCACUAGCGCCACCACUCACACCACUCACACCACCCACACCACCAUGAGCACCAUGAGCACGGCUACCACCGGCUCGUCUCACACCUCCACCAAGUCGUCGAUCUCUGAGUCUGCCUCUAUGACUCCUUCGCAGUCCUCUGUGCCGACCACCAACGCAGGCGUGGCGAACCGCGUCUCGGGCGGGAUGCUGGCUGCUGCUAUCGGUGCGUUUGCAGUGUUGUAA